Messenger RNA from Rangifer tarandus platyrhynchus (Svalbard reindeer), 453 nucleotides. NCBI's taxonomy places the organism in Eukaryota, Metazoa, Chordata, Mammalia, Artiodactyla, Cervidae. The record is from the annotation of a GenBank genome assembly.
AUGAGGGGUGUUAUGUGUUCAGUCGUGUCUGACUCUUUGCGACCGCAUGGACUGUUAGCCCGCCAGGAUCCUCAGUCUGUGGGAUUCUCCAGGCAAGAAUGCUGGAGUGGGUUGCCAUUUCCUCCUCCAGGGGAUCUUCCCGACCCAAGGAUCGAACCCAGGUCUCCUGGGUUGCAGGCGGAUUCUUUAGCAGCUGAGCCACAAGGGAAGCCCAGGAGUCCUGGCGUGGGUUGCCAUUUCCUCCUCCAGCGGCUCUUCCCGAGUCAGGGAUCGAGCCCACGUCUCCUGCAUUGGCAGGCAGACUCUCUACCUUCUGAGCCGCCAGGGCAGCCCGACAGGUACCAUGCAGUCUGCCGGAUGGAUGAAUAUAUUCCCGGCCCCACGUCAGUCCUCAGCAUCAGACUGUCCGGGGAGUGGCUGCCGGGAACCUGCACGCACAGGAACCCUUUGUGA